Cinara cedri is the source of this 22810-nucleotide messenger RNA. The record is from the annotation of a GenBank genome assembly. Lineage: Eukaryota; Metazoa; Arthropoda; Insecta; Hemiptera; Aphididae.
AUGUGUUAUGUUAAUUAUAAUAUUCCUAGGAGUAUGUAUAUGUCAUAUAAAACAAUUUUAGAAUGUGUAAUUAUUAUAUAAAUAUUUCAUUAUUUCAGCGUUACCAAUGAACCACUGUGAAAUUAAAAAAUUGAUUAAAGAUGGUAAUGUGCAAUGUUUGGAAGAAAAGUUACUGAAUGGCGAAGGGUAUAAAUUGAUUGGCCAGUAUUCAACGAAUCCUAAAAUCAAAACAUUUUUGCAAUCAGUUCCAAUAUACAUAGUAAAUAUACUUACAUAUAUUAUGACCAUUUACUAUACCCCAAAUGAAUUAAAUAUUUUAUUUUUGUUCCCUGAGUUAUAACGUAAGUACCUAGACAUUUAGGUUUUUUUUUUUUUAUCAAAUCCAUCGAUUUUCUACUUGGGUUUUAGGUGAAAUUGCUAUUAGUUUUUUUCAUUUAAAAUUCAUUUCAAACUUUUAAUUAUUUAUCUACCUAGGUACAAUAUUUUAAAACAACCGUUAAACAGAUAGUACCUAUCAACUUUUGAUUUUCAAAUAUCAACCUCCAAACAUGAUUAGUAAAAAUAAUCUUGUGUAUGGUUUAUGGUGUAUUAAACGAUUCUAUAAUGACUGAAAAAAACAAAAUCAACUAGACUCAAAAUCUUCGUAAAUAAUCAUUGACUCAUGAUAAAAAAAAUUACACUGUGUAUCGUAUAUCAACUGAACAAAACCUUUAUUGAUUUAGAGGAGUAUCGCGAUAGGUGUAACAAGGUGUUUUUAAGACCUUCACGAUUUUUACCUAACUACCUCUACAUGACUAUAUUUAAAUAUUUAAUAUAAUAAUUUUCUAUGAACUUGCUAGGUCCUAUAGGUACCUAUUAUAGUAUAUGUUAAGGUCAAUAAUCGUCCUAUAUUGCGCAGGACAGUUCUACAUUCCUUUGAUUUGUCCUACGUCCAAAAACGCUUUAAACUUUAUGUAAGAUAAUAUAAUUUUACAUUUCAAUUCGUAUACUUUACACUAUAUGAACAAAUAUCUUUUUAAAAAAUGUUUUUAUUAUUUUUAUUUUAUUGCGUUUUCUUUUCCUAGUAGGUAGAUAUGUUAUAAUUUUUUUUUUUUCUAACUAGUUUCUGAUUACAUUAUUAUUGUUAAUUAUAAUUUAUAUUUUGAAUCAUUAUAUUUUAAUAAAAUAUAUAAAUACCUACGUCUAUUAUCGAAAAUAAUUUUAAAAUGUACAUAAAGUCUAAACAAGCGUAGGUACCUAUACAUUUUGUUGAAUUUUUCCCGAAAAUAACUCAACUUGGGAAUGGGAGGAUAGUGUUUUGUUUAGCUUUGUACACCUCUACAGACUGGGAAGUCUAAUAAAGCCACGGGGAUGAUAUUUUGUAUUGGUAUGCAUGUUGUCAAUAUCAAAGAUGUAGGAGCUUAGAAAUAAAUGUAUUUAAUUGUAUUUUGUGUAUAAUGUAACAAUAAACACAUUAUAUCUAUUGUUACUACUUGAAUUAAAACCAUACGAAUAAAUAAAUAAAAUAUAUAAUGUACCUAUAUAAUAUUAUAUUUUGAUGUAAUAUUCUGAACGGAGUUCAGUUAAUAGUGUUGAUUUGUCAACAAUAUAUAUAUACCUACGCCAUAUUAUAAUAAAAUAGUAACGUUAUGCACUGUAUAUUUUCUUUAAUAAUAUGUGUUUAAUACUGUACCGCCUGUUUUUCCGAUUUUCCUACGUUUUUCCUAUUAAUUAAAACAACUUCUGGGAAAAUCAAAAAAUAACAUUCUCAAAGUACCACCCCAAUCAGAUUUCCUUUCAGAAAAAGUGCUAUACUUGUGAAUCGGAUCAAUAUUUCUGGUAAAAAAGUUGUUCACAGAUUAGAAAAAAACAAUAAACAUCAUUGUAAAACCAUAAGCUUCUUCGCUCCACUCAGAAUCUUAAAUAAAAUUUGAAAUUCGUACUACUAUGCAAUCCAUGUUAUAAUCUACAAGUAGAACAGUAAUGUCUCAUUAAGGAAAAAUGAUGAUAAUUAUGAUAAGUAACUCUUAUUAAUAAUAAAUAAUAUGUACUUACCUAUAAUAUUGACAAAUUAAAUUUACUAGUUAUAUUGUAUACCUAAUUAAAGUUUGGGUAAAAAUCAAUAAUUUUACACUUGUACCUGAUAUUUUAAUAACUAUCUCUGUGUUAAAACUUUGAACGCUGAAACCCAUUAAAUUUAAAGUUUUACAUUGUCUAUUUAUUUAUUUAUUUUUUUUCAUUUUAGGCCCGGAUUGACAUGCUACAAGAUUCUGCAUGUAAAGGAAACUUGAGGGAUAUGGAAGUAUUGUUAGAAAACGGAAAUUCAUCAAGAAAUAUUUAUAAAAUACCUCCAGUGAAAUUAGUGUGUAGCAAAGAUUUAAAUGGUGUAACAGUUUUGCACAAGGCUGUUUAUUAUGAUUUUUUGGAUAUUAUUGAGUGGCUAGUUAAAAAUUAUCCACAAACUGUCCACAUCAAAGACAAAGUACUUACAAAUUAUUAUUUAAAUAAAAUACAGACAUUGGUAACUAUUAUAUGUUCGCACGCAACUUAUUGAAACCUAUCAAUCAGGGGCCUAUGUAUAAAAUAUAGAUAUACAUUUUACAAAUCUCACAUUUUUGUUCAUUGGUAUGCACAAUAGGUGCUUUAAACCUAUCCACUAGCUAGGAAGAAGGGAUCCACCCACUCCUCAUUCAUAAAACUACCACAGCUAUCGAUAUUAAACUCUGAACGUAGCGAAAGAUGUAUUGAUUUACGAUAAUUUGUUUUUUUUUGUGUGUGAAUCUGUAUAAAAACACGACCAUAAAUCUUGCUUUAUUCCUAAAUUGCACAAAACUUCCUGGCAUUUUUAAGAUAUUUUGAAAUGUUCUACUUGUUUUCGUUUUUUUUUUUUUUUUUUUGUUCGAUUCUAUGUAGAUAACAUCUGUUUGGCUUUUUAAAAACAUUAAAAAUUUGGUACAAGUUUCAUCAUAAGUAGUACUUCAAGUAGUAAAUCAAAAGAACACAAUUGAGCAUCAUGUUGUGAUAUAUUUUUUUUAAAUUUUUAAAAAUAUUUUUUUAGAAAUAAAAAUUUAUGAUGAACUCAUUAAAAACACGAACAAUUAUGGUAAUUCAUUUUAUAGUUAUAAAUUAAUAACAUGUUUAGUUUAAAUUUAUUACACAAAUUUUAACUGAACUUCGCCCAGUAGGUACCUAAUAUUUUUAGAUUUAUCCUUGCGUACAGUGUAUAAAUUAAAUUGUACAUCUAUCAAGUAAAUUAUAAUAAUUAAAAUUGUUCAAUAUUUUUUACUCGAGGAAGUACUCUGUUUAAGUUUAACUAUAUUUCUAUUGUAUACCUACCAAAUGGUAAAUUUUUUUUUAAUUUUUAGACUUUGAGAAUUCCAUUACAUUAUAUAUGUUCUUGUUCGAACGUAUCACGUAUUUGGGAUUUAAUGCUAGAAGCUGGAGCCGAUCCCAAUGCAUUGGAUAUAAACAAUAAUACGCCAUCUUAUUAUUUAGAGUAUAGUGAGAAUAUUACAUUGCCAAAUAAUUUUAAAAAUGAUACAUUAGAACAAGGUGAAUCAAAUUUUGAUGGAUAUAAUUUAAUAGUAAAAUUAAUACGGUGACCACACACGAAAAAUAUUUUUCGCAAUAUUAUAUUUUUUAAACAUUCUAAAGAAAAACUUCAAUUUAAGUAUUUAAAAUUGUAUCUUAGUUUUAAAAUAUUAUAAUAUAAUAUGUAGGGUAAUCCAUUUAUUAUGAUUUAUCGAUUUUUUUUCGGAAGAUUUUUAGUGAAUUGGAAUUCUAUUGAUUUCAAUUAUUAUGGAAUCGUUUAAGUUUUACUCUAACAUUAUUUUAAAAUGUCUGCUCCUACUUCUUAUACCUUAAUUCACUAUUCAUUUUGGAUUUUUAUGUAUCCACCAUUUGAAACACAAAGAAAAUCUUUCUGAAAAUAAUUUACAUCAGUACAUCAUGUACAUCAUGCAUAACACAUUAGUGUUAUCACUCAUCAGACAAAUCGUUUAUGAGUUUUAACAGUUUAAAAUGUAGAUAGAGGGAAGGGUAAUUAACUUCAUACCCAUUUUUAGAUGAUAACAUUGAUAACCCUUCCCUACUCCUCUGGUCUAAAAUUUAAGUUGUUAUAACUCAUAAACAAUAAAUCUAAUAUUAAUUCAUAUCUAUUGCUUAGACAAAUAUUUGCUAUUUGAAAGGGGUGGGGCAAUCUUGCUAUAAGAAAAUCCAAAAUAUAUACUCAUAUAUAAGGAUGAGAAAUAAAACUUGAACGAUGCUAUAAUAGUGAAAAAAAAAAAAUUAAUUUAAAAUCAUCUGAGAAAAUGUGAGAAUCAUCAAAAAAAUCACCUGAUUUACAUUAGGCAAUUUCGUUAUCAUUUUUUUUCAUAAUACACAUUCAAAUAUAGAAUUAAUACUAUCAAAUAUUUGAGUAUAUACACAAUUAACUUAAAAUUAAUUGAUUAUUAUUUAUUUUUUAGAUAUUCCAAUAAAACCUUCUAAUAUACGAAUAUGGAUACAUGAUCGUAACAUAAAACAACUAGCAAAGGUUAUUUGGUCCGGAUUUGGGGAUAAAUUAUUGACAGAGACAAGCAAACAGGCAACAGUCAACAAAUUUUUGAAAGCAGUACCCUAUAUAAUGGUAUAUUUUUAAUCCAUCUUCGCGUUGUUUUUUUUAAUAUUACGUAUUUAUUACUUUUUCAUUUGCAAAGGGUAUUAUUAAAGAAAUUCACAAAGCUGUUAUUGAAGAUAAUCUUGCAUUAUUAAAAAAACUUAACCGUGAACCUGUACCUGUGGAAAUAUUAGCAAGUAAAGACCAGAAUGGAUUAACUCCAUUGCAUAAGGUUCAUAAUUAAUUUGUUUUUACAAUUGAUUUGAAAAUAUUAAUUUCAAACAAAUUUUAGGCAGUAGGCCUGGGCAGACUUAGUAUUGUUGAUUAUAUAAUAUCUAAGAAUUCUAAAACAGUAAAUAUCAGGGAUAGCGAUGGUAGAACACCUUUACAUUACGCCUUUAUCGUAGAGCCGGAUAACAUUACACCUAUUUAUAACAAACUUGUUAAAGCUGGAGCAAAUGAAAAUUUAAUCGAUAAGGUUUGUUUUUAUUCAUUUAAUUACUAUCUCUAAUCAUUAUAACACGUUGGUUUGUUUAUUGUAUUAAUCGUAUGUUUCUACUUAACAGAUGAUUAAUGUUAAGCAAUUAGUAUAAGAUAAUUUAUUGGUGCUCAGUGCUCAAUGAAUUAACGAAUAUGUAUAAUUUAUCCAUCAUAUUUUGGCACCAUUAUAAAAACUAUUUUUAUUAUUUAUAUACGAAAAAUACAAAAUUCAUAUUUUUGUAUUCUCAUACGUAAUGAAGAACAGGUAAAAAUCACUUAAAGGGGAUCUAUGGAAGAAAAUGACCGUCUAAUAUCAAACUUGGCUGUCUAUUUGUGAAAUACAGUAAUCGUCUGUAUUAUGAAAUGUAUUAUUAAAUUUGAAAUCAUUUUUAUCAUGUACAUACCUAGUCGUAAUCGUAUAUAAAAUUUAUUGUAAUUUACGUUCAAAUUCUAAGUUAAAAGAAAUUCCUAAUAUGGCUAUAAAAAUAAGAAGGGAUAUUUCUGUAAUAUUCAGCUCAACUUAAUGCAAUACAUUUCGAAAACAAUUUGCAACUCCUUAAUAGACGAUGAAAAAAAAAAAUCUGACUUGUAGGCUUUAAACAGUUCUUUCAGUAGAAGUGGACGUUAUUAUGAAAAAAGUUGCCUUUUAGCCACAAAGUAGCUCAUUUUCCUUUUUAGUUCUUAUUGUCGAUUACCUAGUAAGGGAUAUUAUAAGGUUCUAGAUCUCACCUUUUCUCGGCAAUAAAUAAACACUUUGGUGAUAGACACUUUAAGGUCGACGUCAAUGUACUUUCAAGUAAGACACAUCGGGGUGUAAGAAAAAAUGCUACCACAGUUAUGCCUAAAAAAAAAAUAUUUGAAAAUAAUGAUGACUUUGCGAAAAUAGUAUAAACGCUAUCUAUGAGUUUAAAAGUUUAUUGGUUUUUAUAAAAAUCGGAAAAUAUCGGGUAUAGUACGAAGGUUACUUUGCCUAAUGUUGACGAGAACAAGCGGACCCGAGAAAUAUGAUAUUUAAAACUCUGUCAAUUAAUAAUGGGAGUAAACUAUGAACUAGAUGUAAACACAGAACAUUGCCCAAUUAUACACCAGAAAUCACUUUGGUGAUAUUUGCCCAUCUUCUCUAAUAUCUCUCAAUGUGGUGUUAGGUGUACUAAAAGGAGGUGGAAGUGGUCAAGACGGAGGUGGCAAGAAUACAAAAGAUGUUGAAAAAGGGUAUAAAUGUGAUAGGAAUGUAUAAAAGUGUAAAUAGUCUAACAUUUCGUGCAAUUAAAGUGCCAUGGAGGCAUGUUUUGUAAAAAUAAAUAAUUAUAAAAAGACAGAUUUGAAUGUAUGCAAAUUAAAAAUUGUAAUAUUUGAAUUUAUAUUUAUUUAUAAUCUUAAAAUUCCAGUUUUAUUAUAAAAAGUCAUAGAUAUUAUAAUAAUUUUUAUGACAUUAUCCACAAUGUAUUGGCUAAUGUCAAUAAAAUUAAAUUUUCAAAGCUAUAACAUAAAAGUUCCAAUUAUAUAUUUAUUAUGAAGGUUAUUUUAAAAAAGACGUCCUUGGAUAAUGGGGUCGUAAAUUUCCAGUUUUUCUUACGUUUUAUCUUGGUUUUAACCAGAUAUUAUGAAAACCGCUAGGAAAAUCAACAAAUGACUUCCUAAAAGUACCAUCUAGACAUCAUUCCCUUUCAGAAAUGGUACCGUGCGUAUACAUCUGAGCAAGAUUUCUAGAAGAAUUUUUGUACAUAGAAUAAAAAAAAAAAAUAUUUAACAAAAAUACUUUUUUUUAUGUGUUUAAUAUUAUUUAAAAAUAAAAAUUAUUUGAUGUACAUUUUGAAUAUUAUAAAAUUAAUUUUUUUUUUUUCAUCAAAUAUUAUAAACAUGAAACUUAUUUGUAUUUCAGAAGGGAAAAACUCCCAAAGGUGAUGGUACAAAAAUAAAUGAUAUACCAAUUAAUUUAUUAACUAUACUACCUAAAGCGCCAAGAAUCGCAUCAGAGUUCCCAGCUUCUUGGGAUUGGAAUAUUUUAUAUGAAGCUGAUGAGAAAGAAAAGUCGGUUAUAAAGUCAAAACCAAAGGUUAUUACAUUUAUUCAAGUGCCUACAUAUAAUUCAAAUUUUUAUAAAUUUAAAGUUAAAUUUAUUAAAAUUUGUCUACCAUAAACCUAUUAAUCUAUAUAUGGAUCUUUUUUCAUCCCCGUAUAUUCUGUUGUGAGUUAAUAUAGAAGAGAAAAAUAUAGUAUACACUUUUUAGUUUCUAUCUUUCCCACUCACUCGAUUUCUCCUAAUGUUUUCUCUGUCUAGGAUCUACACAUAGAUUAAUUGGUCCAUGGAAUUUAUACAAUUUUAAAUUUAAAUUUAGGAGUCUGAAACACAAGCAAAUUUAACAACAAGUACAACAAAACCAACUAAUACUAAUGGUACCGAAAAUAUUAAUCGUGUACAGGAUAUUGAUAAUAUUGAAAAUUCCAACAAUGUUGAAAACGUCGAUAUUAAUAAUGAUUACGUUUUAAAUAGUGAAAAUAAGAAGACCAACAAUCUUAAAUUGAGAGAUGAAAAUUAUAUUUCUCUGUACAAUCAACGAGAGGUACAAGAAAUUAAUGAUAAUAUUGAUAAUGUCGAUAAUAGUAAUAUUAAAGAAAGUAAUAAUCCUAAUAAUAAAGAUACAAAUUAUACUACUUUGUACACUCAAUCAGAAUUACAAGACAUUAACGAUAAUAUUCAUCGUAGUAAAAAUGAAGAAAACGAUGAUCAUAAAAAUAGAGAUACAAAUUAUACUUCUUUAAACACUCAAACAGAAUUACAAGACAUUGCCAAUAUUGUUGAUCUUAGUAAAAAUGAAGAAAACAAUGAUCAUAAAAAGAGGGAUACAAAUUAUACAUCUUUAAACACUCAGAUAGAAUUAGAAGACAUUGACAAUAAUUUUGACCACAAAAGUAAGGAUGAAGAAAACCAUGAUCGUAAAAAGAGAGAUACAAAUUAUACUUCUUCGAAAACUCAAUCAGAAUUACAAGGCAUUGAUAAUAAAAUUGACUACAUACAUAAUAGUGAAAAUAAAGAAAAUAAUGAUCCAAAAAAUAUAAACAAAAAUUACAACUCAUCAUACACUAAAUCAGAACUGCAAGAUAUCGAAGACAUAAACAACGGAAUUUCAAAAUCGAGCAGUUUUACUUUGGGAGAGGUUAGACAAGCGUUCAAUAAUGGAUUGUUAGAUGAUAUGUUACCUUUGUGUGGUCCAGUAUACAGAGUUAAUGGUUUAAAAGAUACAGAAAACGUAGCACUUUUUGAUAAAAAUGAAACAACAUCUAGAGAAACACAGGUAAAAUUAUAACUUAAUAAUCAAUGUGGGUGAAAAAAAAUGUACCUAUACCAUAAACAGCAUAACAACACACAUACUUUAUUCAAAACAUAAAAAGUCCACUAGUGUUCUCAUAAAAUGUUUUGAGAAUAUACUGUAACACCCAAUUCUGUAUUUUAUUUAUGGAUUAUACUUUUAGUAAGAAAAUAAUUAUAUAAAAUAUAAAUUAAAAUUAUUUUACAAUAAACAUUUCUAAAAAUAAAGUACUGUAUAUUGAAAGAAAAUUUUGAAAUUUUCAGUUAAAAUAAUUACUGAAAUAAAUACAAUUUUUAUUACUGUUUCAGUUUUAGUGAUAUGAACGGUUCAUGAAAAUUAUAUACUAAAACGGAUUUUUUUUUUUUAGCUAUUUGAGAGUAUACACAGUUCAUCCGUAAUUUUUCAACAAAAUGUUCAGAGUAUACGGCGCAUAAUAUUAUUUAGUAUACCCUGUGGGAACACCACUGUUAACAAAACAUUUUAAACAUACUACUCGUUUAACGUUUUAUUAUGAUUAUUGGGUUUUUCUAAGGUUUCAACAUUUCAUGUUUUUAAUAGUGUUUUUGUUUGUUUUUUUACGUGUUAUAAAUUACGCAUGAGAAUAGGGGUUUUAAAAAAAAUUAUUAUUAUGAUUAAAUCCACUAUUUCUAUUGUAUUGAAGACGGUUAGCUCAGAAAUGAAAUUCAUUUUUUAUUCUGGCUUUUUAAUUCAUCACAAAUUGAAUUUAAAAAUCAAUAAAUUUAAAAGCACUAAAAACGCGGGUAUCUCUAUUGGCGGGUAUCAAAUAUGUCUUACUCGGUUUUUGGUUUAGUGGGUACCACCAUGAUUUUAAAUAGUACUUGCCACUGUGAUUGAAAUCACACCUUAUCAUGUAUCUCAGAUUGAUAACGUUAUUAACACAUCCUUAUCAGUAUACUAACCUUAGUAUGUCUGAUGUUUGAUAAAACACAUUUAAAUUCGCGCCAAAACUGAUCAAUUUAAGCUAGGUAAAUUUAAAAAAAAACAUAAGUCUUAAAAUAAUGAAAAAAAGCUAAUUUUUCAAUCAGAAAAACUAUAGAAUUAAGGAAAAAUCUUGACAACCCCCAUUACUGAAGAAAUAAGGAAUCAAAAAUAAAUAAAUAUGAUUCAGUUAAAACAUCUUAGUUCUAAUUAUCUAUUAAAUAAAUAAAUAAAUCUAUUUAAGAUAAUUGUUUAUUCUAUCAAAAUAAAAUGCAUUUAAAAUAAUACCUAACUAUAGGUAGGUAUUUAAUAUAAUUUUAGAAAUUUGCUACUGAAACAAAAAAAAAAACGAUCCUUAAAUAGUUAAAUUCAUCUAUAUUAAAUCGUAUUAAAAAUAUUAACAUAUGUUUUAUACACUUUAGGAACCUAAAAAUUCAGCACAUAUUAUAGUGAACAAAGGAAGUUUAGAUAAAAUUGCUGAUUACAUUUUGGAUGGUAAACACGAAAAACUCGCAGGUAUAAAAUCAGACACGCCAGCAGUUCAGGAUUUUCUUGAUAAAAUACCAUUUUAUGUAGUAUGUAUUUAUUAUUUUAAAUAUAAUUAUUUAUUCGUUUGACUGAAGUAUAAGUUAAUUGUUAGACAUUAUUCUUUAAUACUAAAAAUAUGGUAGUGAUGUUUUACUUGUAUAUUGACUCACGUAGAUGGAGGUUGUAUGCAUAUAGAAUUUAUAUCCCCAAUAGAAACUUUUUUAGCUGGGCACAAUUUGCUUUUUUAUAUAACUCGUAUCGAAAAAUAUUCCUUACACAAAUGUUAUCAGAUUUUGUAUUAAUAUUAUUUAAAAACCUAUUUACCCACUAUCGUCUGUAUUUAAUAGCAUAACUAAAGAGUUAGUAGUUAAUAUUUGGAGCAUUGUCAUGUAAUACCAACCUAACAAAAAAUAUCUCCUUAGAAAAAGCACGCAUCGCUAUAAAACGAAUAGUUUCUUUGUUUCACUCGAAAUCUGAAAAAUGCAUAUAUCUUCUAAUACAUAUUUGGAUACGAAAUUCUGAGAAUUUUGAUAUAAAAUAUAAUUAUAACAUUUGUAUUAGAUGUAAUAAUUUUAUUUUUGAAAGUAUAAUAUAAAAAUAAGUAUCGUGAUGAAAAUAAUUAUUAUUAUUUUGAUUUUUAGAACAAAAUUGACCAGAUUCAUCGUUACUGUGCAAUUGGAGACUUGGAUGGAUUAAUUCAAGUUUUAGAUCGAAAAAAAUUUUGUUUAGCUCGCGAGUCUAAAAGUGGUUUAGGUUUAACUCCUUUACAUACAGCAGCUUUAUAUGAACAGUUGGACAUUUUUGAAUAUUUAACAACUAAGUUUCCAGAAACAUUAAAAUUGAAUGAUUUUUAUGGACGUACUGCAAUGGACUAUGCAAAAUCUAUGCCAGAUAACACAUUUCUAGACAAAUUGUUGAAUAUAGAAAGUAUUUUUGGGGUACGUUCACUUUUUACAUUUAUCAUCUGCUUAUUAUUUUUUUCAUCUUUACUAACUGCAGAAACUCAAUAUUAUCAUGCCACAUAAAAAAAUAUAAGGUGAUUUAUUUUGUACAUAACGAUAAAUCAUUGCUAACGAAAACCGAUUCUGAGUGAAGUUCGGUUAAAUAUUUAUGCUGAUAAACUUCAAUUAAAAAUGUUAUUAUAUAGUAUAUUUAUUUAUAACUACAAAAUAAAUUAUAAUUGGCCGGGUUUUUUUGUCUCAAUUGUUGAAGCAUUUUUAUAGAGCCAAAAAAGUUAUAUCCACAUAUAUUAGAAAAUAGUACGUGAAACAUUCAAUGAUACUUACGAUUCUCAUAAAAAUGUUAAUUUUAUGCUUGACAAGUUUUAUUGAUUAUAAGUCAGUGGUAAGUAGUUCAAUACAAUAAUUCAUAAGUCAGUAAGUUAGAAGUAAAAAAAGUUAAUCAUUCUGUAUAAAACAUAGGUAUAAUUACCUAUACAUCAUAUGUAUUUUUUGUAGCAUAAUUUUUGUUCACAAGCAUUUAAAGUUCAAAUUUCGAUGGAAAUUGCAAGAUUUCACACUAAAGUAAGAGUACACAGCAUUUGUGUAUUAUUUUCCGUUUUAUGUGAAUUCAACUUUUUUGACUCCAUAUAAAUGCUCAAAAUGUUGAGACAAAAAACUCUGAAAAUAGUAACAUAUUUUGUGGUUAUAAAAUAAUGUAAUAACAUUUUCAAUUGAAGUUUAUCAAUAAACAUGUUUAACCGAACUUCAUUUAGAAUCGUUUUUUGUUAAUAAUUAUUUUAUUUAUCGUUGCAUACUGAUAUAAAUUAAAUAGCUUUUUUUAUGAAUCCACCUUUUCAUAUUCCCACCUACAGCAGUGUCAUACCCAUAGUGUAAAGUUUUAUAACCUUUUAAUGUUUGAAUUUAAUAUUUAAAAAAAGUAUUUCCAUAGUCCUAGCGUGUUAUUUUUAUUCUAAUGCUAUCUACUCAAUUACCUACCGCUGUCAACUAAAAAGUGAUUGGAUUAGUUUUACAUUUAAUAGUCAUAUAUUAACCAUUGUUGUUAGUGUGUAUCCAUAGUAAUAGUAAUGAAAUAUUCAUAGGAAUUUCAAACUGAUUAUCGUACACCGCUAAAUUUUGGAAAAAAUAGUGUCACAUUCAAACCAAAGGAGAUACAAAAAGCUUUAGGCUACGUUACUGAACCUGCUGACGAAGAAUUAAGUGAUUUGGAUAUGGACAGUAAUAUUAAAACAAAUAUUUUUCAUAACAAGUAAUCGUUUCUAAUUUCUCUUUUUUUCUUUUCAGGAUCUUCAAAUAAUUCUGGGAAACUGCUUUCAUCAGUUAUCAGUGCAAGUAGAUUUUCCGUCGAAGACAGAGAAUAUUUAAAUAAAGGUAAUUUACAUUUAUAAUUUGGACAUUAAAAAUAAUAAUAUAAUAUAGUGUAAUAUAAAAAAAAAAAAAUGAACCGCUUUAAAAAUUAAUUAUAAUUAAUUUUUUUUUGUUUUAUGUGUAUGACGUGUUAUAAAACAGCGGUUAUCAAACGGUGCUCUAUAGAGCCCCAGAGGGCUUUUCUUGAAUGACCUAUAGGGGUUAUUAUAAGUCGAAAUUGGCAUAUUAUAAUGUCUUAGUAUUACUUGAAUCGAACCGUCUAAAGAUAAGUAACAAUUCAAUGUUUAUACUGUAAAUAUUAUUUUCUAACUAAACAUCAAUGUCCGAAUUCAAAUUCCGGUUUCUGGGAUCCGUAGACUUUUUUAGCAACUCUUAAUAAACAAAAUAAAAGUUUGACAACCGUUGUAAUUAAGUAACAGCAUAAGACUGUUAGUUAAUUUUCAUAAACACUAUUGUUAUCUAUACGUGUACUAAAUAUAAACAAAUACUAUAUUAUACUUUAUAUAAUAAUAGAACAAUUUGUUUUAAAAUAAUUUACUUGGACUAGUCAUUAUCAACCAAAUAUUUUCUGUAACCAUACGAAAGUCUAGUUUUAAUUUAAUUAUCUAAUUAGAAUUUAUAAUUAAUUUUUAUGUACUUAAUUUGAAACUAAAUGUGCAUUUUUUUUAAUUUCUCAGAUAUAUUAUCACCUAUGAUCUGUAUUAUGUAUACUAUUAUGGUACGAAGCAUAAUGUUUUUAAUUUUUACUAUUUUACGCUUUAUUAAUAAUUUACAGUUAUUUUAACCGAGAAAACAAAUUAUUGCAGAUCACUUAGGGGACAUAAAAUUUGUUUUAAUAGUUUUAAGACAAUAUUCUGGAUUACGUAAAAUUAUUUGUAAAAACAAUAAAAAUAAUUUCAAAUAUUAUUAUGUCAACCUCGUCAUCUUCUAAAAAGUAUUUUACUGUUGGAAAGCAAUCGAACUCAUUGGAUUCCAUGAAAGUUUUCAAAAAUUCUAACUCUUUCUUAAAAGUAAAAAUUUGUUCAUGAACAAUGAAUACGUUUACUUAUUGUUUGCCACAGAGUGUGAAAUUAAGUUCAUGUUAGCUCUUUGUAAAAAUGUAAUUAAUAGACAAUUUUAAGUAGCUAAAUUAUAUCAAGGGAUCAAUAUAUUAAUUCGAAAUGAUGUUUUGAAAAAAAGUUUCAUGGAAUCCUUAAAUGAUUUGAAACACAGUUUAAGAAACACUGAACUAAUUACAUAUUAAGAACUUAAAAAUUUUGUUAAUGUUCUGUUAAAUCAUAUCAACACCAUGUGGCUUAACCUUUUACCAGCUCCACUGCACCAACUAUAAAGAAAUGUUAUAACUUUUUCAACUGAAAAUUAGCAUGGAAAUAAUCUUAAUUAGCACGAAGUUCAAAACAUGUUUUUAAAAAAUUGUAAUAUUUCAAUAUGUAACGAGACUGGUGCAAAGGUUGUCAAAACGAAAAUAUCAGUUUUACUGGUUUAGUUAGAAUUGUAAAUAUUUGGGAGAUAAUAGGGUUUAAAAUUAUCACAUAUAUCGAUAGUAAAAUAAAAUGAAUACUUCAUGUUUACUUCACAAUGUUUUUCAAAGUUUGAUAAUAAUACCAAUUUAAUUUAUACAUUAUUUAUUGAAACAUGUAUCUAUUAUAUCUGUAGUCCUAAGGAAGAAGAAUUUAAUUUUGUAUAGUUUUCAAUACAAGCAAAUUAAAUUUUGAGAAUUGAUAAAUUACAUAAUAACAUGAUUACUAAGUAACUAAAUUGCUCUAUAAUACAUAUGAUCUAUGAUUGGGUCAGCCAAAUAAAAAAGUACUUCAUAGUCGCUAGAUAUUUAAAUUUUCAGUAAGUAUAGGUUACAUGUACAACCAUGCAAUUUAGGCCAACAAAUAAAGGGGAGAAAAUCGUAUCAUAAAACACUAAAAAAAAUUUUAAAAUUGAUUUAUGUCAUUUCCUGGGAAAUGACAUUAAUAUAAUGUCAUUAUUAUUAUUAUUAUUUUUUUUUUUUUAAGGAAAUUUCAACAACAAUUACAAACAAAAUAUAUUAUAAAUGUGUACUCGUAUACCUAUUCGUUUAAGUAAUAUUAUGUUAUAAAAUAAUUCAAAUAAGAUUAUUUCUAAUUAUAUACCUAUACUUACAAUGUAGAAUUAUUGAAAAAUAUUAUUGUUAAGUAAUUGUUAUUAUCAUCAAAUAUUAUAUUACCUGAUUUUGAUUUCACAAUUUCUAAAAUAAAGGUAGAUACAUGAUAAAACGCAAUUUUAAAUACCUAUAUUGUGUAUUAAAUAUUUGUUUAAAUUAAUAAACUAAUUGCUUGUAUUAAAUGUUUUUUAUUAUUUAGCUUAUAAUAGUAUAAUAGUAUAGUAAUUAAUAUCACAAUUUAAAUUUACAAUAUUAACUAAGGAAAAUUAAGAGUAAAUGUAAACAUUUUAGUACCAAUAUAGUUUUUCUUAAAUUUGACAUUAAUUAUAUUUUUUAGCCAUCGGAAAGCCAUUAACUUCUGGUUUGAAGGAUCUUAUAAAACGCCGACCAUCUAACCCCACUCUCUUCUUAGCUGAACAUUUGACUAAUCAUUACGACGACCCGCAAUCAGACCAAGAAAGCGGAGUAAGUUUGACUAAGAUGGUAUGAUCUCAGACUAGAGAUUAUUAAAGCACCUAAUUUAUAUCUAUAUAGGUUAUUUAGGCGUAGUAAUUUGAAAAAAGUUUUUACAAGUGAGAUAAUUCAAGUGUAUAGUGAUAAUAUUGUUAUUUUAUUUUAGAGCUUUAAAAAAAAAUGUAUUAAUUAAUUUUAUCAAAAUGAACAUUUUAAUUUCACAUUUAUUAAAGAAAGAAAUACAAUAUCAAUUAGGUACAUAUCCUAUAAUUAUAUUCUACGAUAAAUAAUAUAAAACCUAAACUUUAUUUAAAAUAGGAAAUUAUAAAUCUAAUGGAAUUUACUCAUAAUAAUUCUACUAUCCUGAAUUACCGUGUCGAUACAAAUAUGUAAAAUGACUCAAAAUCUAAAUAAAAAGCGAUGCUUGGAAUUGAAGGGUUUAAACUUUAAAACUGAUUUGAUAUUGUGUUCAAGUUUUCAACUGAAAUGGUGAUAUUUCAAAAAUUAAAUGUAUUUUUUAGUAUACAAAUAAUGGAAAUUAUUAUGAAAUUUAUGUUUUUUUUUUUUUUAUAACUAUCAAAAUUUUAAAGAUAAAAUUUAAUAUUAAAAUUCAAAUUAAUCAAAAAUUUGAUAAAUACAAAUCUAUUUUAAAAAUUUGAAUAGAUCAAUCCCAAGCCUCAAAGUUUUAUCUGGUUUAUUGGUUUGAAACGUCAUAUUCGUAAAUGAAAACGUCCGUAAUGAAUAUCAGGCAGUAGUUAAGUGAAAGAGUUUCAUGAUUAAUGUAGUAAUAAAAGGUUAAACAAAUUUUCAUAUUUUAUAAAAUUAGAGCAAAUUCAGAAAACCUGCUCUAUCCUGCUUGAAAUAAUUAAAACAUUUUUUUUUUUUUUUAGUCAGUUAAUGUUAAAUGUAUUAAUCACGCGUAGUUCUGUUAUGAGUAAUUAUUUUUCAUUAAAAUAUACCGUAACUUAUAUUUUAUGUUUCGUAUACGUUUAUUACAAUAUGUUAAUUAGCAUGUUCUCAAUAUAUUGUGUUUGAUCAUAUUAUGUGUUUUGUUAUCGGUAAUAAAAAACAGUUUAAAUGUAUAAAUAAAUGUUGAUGUUCAAUAAUUUGUCUUUAUCCAGUAUAAAAUUAUAGAUACCUUUAGUCAAUUUCCAAAACCAAACUUUCAAUGAUUUAUCAUACUAUCACAUUAUCCUAUCCAUGGUUGGCCGGCAGAAUCCAUCAUUGUGGUCUUAUCGCCACUAAAUUGUCUUCAGGUAUUGCAACCCAAUGUUCAACCACAAUCUAUACCGAAUCGUGAUGAUCAACCGUUAAUUGUUUCACACUUGCCCAGACCUUGGGAUAUAUUUAAUAGCUAUCGCCCGGAAUUCAAAGCUAUUAGUCGUGUAAGUUUAAAUUUAAAAUAUAUCUAAUAUUUUUUAUUUAUCUUAUCUAUGGCUUAGGUAAUACUAUAUUGCUAGUUUAUUAUUAAUUUAGGAUGAAUUCGGAAUGAGCAUGAUACAUUCUGCUGCGUCUAGAACGCAUAACCGCAAUGCGUUCUUUCAGUUAUUACAAGAGCUUGAUGCAAACAUUGGACUACGAGAUGAACAUUAUAGGACUCCUAGAGAUAUUGCUGUUAGUUCAAAUAUUAGAGAAAAUGUGAAAACUAUCGAUAAGUUCGUGGUUCAUAUUAUAGCCAGAGGUAAGUUAACAAUUACGCUCAGAAUCUAAAAUUCGCAUCUGAAAAACAAUCGAUUUUAGAUUUUUUAAAAUACUUAUAUAAAUUCUCUAUAAUAAUGUUAAUAGAAUAAUACAUGUAUAAUUUGAGAAUAUUAAAAUUAAAAACAAAACUUAAAAAUUAAUUAAAAACGAAUAAACAUUUUGUAUUUUUAGGUGAAUAUAAUAAAGUUGUUAAUCUUUUAUUGGAAGGAUACAACCAUAUAAUAGAUUUGGACACAGAUAAAAAUAUAUUCUUGCUAUCGUCGAAUAGAGGCCAUUCUCACAUAUCAGCUAUACUACCAAGUAUUUCGACUUUUAAGGUAAAUAAACCAUUUGAAAUAUUAAACAGAUAAUUAAUACAAAAAAAAUAUAAUUAAUUUUAUUUAAGGAAACCCGAGAGAGACUUCACAGGGCAAUUCGCUUAGGAGUACAGAAUCAAGUCGAAGAAAUGCUACAAGAACGAGAUGAAGAAUGUGUAAUGUUAGCUAUAGCGAAAAACGAACGGAGUCGGUGUAGUCUGCAUAUAGCCGUGUUAAGUCAAAAUGAGGAGAUUGUACGAUUUUUAGCGGAAAAUUUCCCUGCCACAUUAGAUGUACUCGAUAACGUAAGGAAACAUACAAUUUUAGAUUCCAAGCGUAGCGAGGAAGCUAUUGGUUUUACAAUGCUGUUUAUUUCUUUCUUUCCUUUUUUUUUCUUUGUUCUAGUCUGUGGACACGUUUUUUCCUAAUAAACUUGCUCUGAUUUUUACGCGUAGCAACUUUUCUGAAAACUCAAGUUGUCUAGAUUAUACUUCAAAUAUGUAAUUUUUUUUUGAUUUUCAACGCCAUUUUUUGAGUAAAAGCACUUAAGAGAGAAAAAAACGUAGGAAAACAUACAAUUUCACGAUUUUAUUAUUUUAUAAAAACACGGACGACGUUUUCUACCAGAAAAAAUGAUUUAAUCGAAAUAUCACAAGAUCUUAUUUUUUGUUUCUUUUUAGUUUACUUUCUAACGGUAUCAUAGCCAACAUUUUUGAGCUACUUCUGAGUUUUUAAGAAAUUUUAAUUUUUGGGAGUUUUUUUGCUGUAAUUUAGUUAUAAAUACACGUAGAGACUUGAAACUUGAUAAUAAUACUUAUAUUGGACUUACCUAGACGUUGUAAAAUUUUUAAAAUCAUUAGACGACUUUUUUUUUUUAAUAAGCGUUUUGAAAUCAAAUUUAAACGAAAAUCGCAAACAAAAUUACAGCACUUCAAAUUAUGUAUUACUAAACUGCGCUCGGAAUUAUCUUACAUCAAGUAAUGGUUUAUCAUUGCUUACAGAUAUAAAUGGAAUAACCUUAUGUAUCCUACCUUCCCAACUUCUCACCUACAACAGUGAUCGCUCCCAUCUCCAAUAUCAGCUCUUUUUUUUUCUAUGAACAACUUUUCUAUCAGAAAUCUUGCUCCGAUUUUCAAUUAUAAUAUCUUUUCUGAAAGGAAAUUUUAUCUGGGUGGUACUUCAAAACGCUAUUUUUCCAAUUUUCCAAGCAGUUUGCAUAUUAAUUGGAAAAAAAGUAGGAAAAACGAGAAAAUAUACGAACGUAUAUAAAGAAACUUCGCUCCAAAUCGUUUUUCGUUAGCAAUGGUUUAUCACUGCGUUCAGAUAUAAAUUAAAUUUUCCUCUAAAAUCAUUCGUACAAGCUCUAAUAAAUACUCUUCUAUAUAAAAUACAUAACAGAUUUCUUUUGCCCUAGACUCAGCCAAAAAAUUGCAAACAUGGAAGUAUGCAAUGUCUUUGUUGCUAUAUUACAUGUGAUACAGACAGAGAAAACAAAUAUUAGUAACGAGUGAGCUUAAUGACCUUAAUUAAUGCAAAACCGUUGUAUGAUUUAUUUCAAUAAGAAGUUAUUUUUUAUUAUUUUUAGUUUUCUAUUAAAUAACAAAAUUAUCGCGAUAUAGAAUUAUCGAUUUUCAAUAAUAUAGGUUUUUGCAACAAGGUUAUUGCACCUUGGUCCAAGGCCUUAUUUUAGGUUUAAUUUUUUUGGAGUGGGAAGUGGCAGAGGUCCUUGAAUUCAGUUCCCAGUAACAGAAAAUAGCCCUAUCCACUACUGUGAGUAACAAAAAAAUACAUCCUAUUACGCACAUUUUUGCUAUUGGCCCUAUAUUUGUUUAGAAAUGUGUGUAUCAGUAUUUUACAAUCUUUUAGAUACUAUGGACCACUUGGAAAAAUGUUUGAUAGAUCGUGGACUACCUCAAUUUUAGGAAGCUCUAAUUUUUUUUUUUUUUUGCUCAAACUAAUUCUUAGAUAAAAACUUAACUUAACCUAAUAGAUUUUGAUAUUCUUUUAAAGAAUUUGUAAGGUUAAAUUUCUUUACAGAUUUUAGAAAAAAAGUACCAUUUUCCCCUCAUAAUUUAAAUUCAGCAUCUCUGACUGCCGUUUGGGAAACAGUGAAUUAAAGGUUUUAUAUAAAUUUUAUAUAAUGAGUCAAAUCUAAAAAUUAAUUUUUAGUUAUUAUAGGUACUUACAUUAACAAACUAAAUAAUUUUAUAUUAUAUUUAAAAUAAACUAUUAAUAACAGGGGAGGGUGUGCUGAACCUUCCUGUGGUCCCUUCUGUAAGUAGUGGUUUAAAAUUAUUUUAUAAUUUAUAAGAUUGCCACUAAACCAAUCAGCAUGAAACCGACUGCCAGACGUCCUUAGACCUUCUUGCAUACUCGGUGAAAAUAGCCUUUCUCAAGACUACCCUUAUAUACGCGCUCUUCACCUUAUCAACGGUAAGAUAUUAAAACCGUUUAAUAAAAAGGAUUUCAAAAACAAACACAAACGUAAUCCUCAGGGAAAGACGAGCUCCCUAAAUGAAAAAACACCUCGGAAUGCAAGAACUCGCAGAGCAAUUUAAGAAUUAUAAACUCCUUAAUAUAUAAGGUUUAACAAGUUCAAAAGCAGAAAUAAUCAGUAAAACUUUUAGUGACGACGAUGUACUAACCCUAAAGAAGAUCCAUAUCUCAGACGGAGAAACGAGGCGCCUGAUAACUCCAAAGUUUAGGCUGAUUGACUACAUUGGACACCCAAAGCAUGGUCUAGCAAUCUAUGUCAACCAAAAGGUGGAAGAACGUCUCGUCAACCCAGUUACUGGCAAUGAAAUACAGUAGGUAUCCGUGUGGACAACCUCAUAAUUUACAUUGUAUAUAAGCAUCCUUCAAUAAACUGGUCCCACUCCAUACUUCCAAUACAACAAUGCCUAACAGUAUACCUAGGAGACUUCAAUUCACACAGCACUGCCCGGAGCUAUCCAACUGAAAAUGAAGACGAAGAAUAAUUAUGUAGAUAGGCAAUACUCCAUCGUUUGCACAGACUCUACGAUACCAAACAAGGGAGCACCUUUGUGUCUGGCAGGUGAAACACGGCAACAACCCCUGACCUGUGUUUUAUAAUAAAUGAUUUCCAUGAUCAACCUCUAAGAGCUACCCCCGCUAUUCGAAAUAACUUUCCCAGAAUCCAACACAAACCAGUAGCAAUAGGUAUAGGUCUACACUUACCCAGAAUAGACAAACCUAUGAUGGCCAGAUAGAACCUACGCAAGGCAAGGUAGGUGAAUUACACAAGUUAUAUAUGGAAAAAAAUAGCCACAUCUCACUCCUCCUAAAGAACUACCCUAGGUUUAUCAAGCUAGUCAAAAAAGCAGCGAGCAAGGUCAUUCCAAAAGACCACAGGCAGAUUUAUAUCCCUUGUUGGAACAGGGAGUGCGAUUCACUACUGAAGGAAUAUAAACGUACCAGAGACGAGACCAUCGCCAUUUUCCUAAUGACUCUAUAAGACAACGAGAAGAGGAACUGGUAGAUUACGGCAAUGAACGAUUUGGAUUUUACCCACUCAAGCAGAAAGAGUAGGGCACUCUUCAGAAAGCUGGAGGCCGCUCAAACCUCAAGGAAAAGUGGUAAUGUCAUAUCAAAUGGCAUUAUAUACAAGACGUCCAAUAUUUAGCGAAACAAUGUCGAAAAAUUUGAAGUAAGGAGGAAAUCCAAAGAGACACUUAAGGAGUGUGAAAAUAGAUCAGAGCUGGUAUCAGAGUUUACUCCAGAAGAGGUCCAAGAUGCAUUAAAAUCAGUAAAAAAGAUGGGAAAGCAACAGGGAUAGAAGAAGAACUUUGGUCCCAAUUGCAUCAACUGGUUUGCGAAACUCGCACUGCAAUUGGGAGUUUAGGUAUCUAAAGUUAUUAUUAUACUAUAACCAAACAAAGAUGCUCCCAACCCUAAUAACUAUAGGCCAAUAUCCUUAUUAUCCAUAAUGUACAAACUCAACUCUUCGACAGUCAAUAAUGGAGAAGUUCCUACAUGUAAAACAAGCUGGUUGCAGACAAAACAGAAACUGUUACAAUCAAGUCCUGGCGUUUACAACGCUUGCAGAAAAUGGCUUCCAGCGAAAAGCGGAAUCGGGUACAGUUUUUCUUGACCCAUCUUCGGAAUAUGGAAUAUGCCCUGGACUAGAAGUAUUUUUCUUAAAAUGACUAAAAUCUUUAAAUCCAAAAUCACUCUACUACUCUUGGAGGAAAGGCUUUCAAAUAGCAAAUGUAGAAACAGAACUGUUUCACCAGAAAUGCUUUCCACAAGGGGCUGUUCUUUCCCCCAUGCUCUUCUACGUAUACAUAGCAGGUAUGACUGACAUAGUGUCGAAGAAAUUUGCACAUCCGAAUGAUAUAGCACUGGUUGCAUAAGCCUCAUCCUUUGAGAAAAUUGAAAGUGUUCUGAACACAAACUUGGUAAAAGUACAAAAGUAUUACCAGAAAUAGCAUCUCAAACUGAAUCCAAACAAGUCGAUUACAGCCACUUUCCACUUAAAUAAUCGGGAAACCAGUAAAGCUUUAAAUAUAAACAACAAUGACGAAAAUAUCAUCACCGAAGUAGCACCUAAAUACCUGGGGGUAAAGAUGGAUAGAAUUUUAACUUUCAGACCACACCUUGAAAGUAUGAAAAACAAACUAAAGACGUGUAAAAACAUUAUUUCCAAACUAGCUAGCACAAGACCGUCACGCAAAUAUGCUUCAUACUUCUGCCGUAGCCCUAGUGAUCAGUGUGGUAGAAUACUGCGUACCUAUGUGAGCCAGAAGUACACAUUGCAAAAUGUACAGCUGAAUGAUAACGAUAACUGAUAAUAAGGACCAUAACAGGUACUAUGAGAUUUACUUAAUUAGAGUGCAUGGUUGCCGGUCCUGUAUAACAUAGUCCCCCCAGACCUACGUAGAUAAGUUCAGAUUGAUUCGAUUAUAUCGAAAUUAAUAAACCAUCCAGAUUUACCAAUAGAAAAAAACAUUGUAAGAGACCACCUAAGAACUCAAAUCCAAAAACCCUAUAUGGAGCCAGACACUCACAAAUAAAAUGAUAGAGGAAUUGUGGGAAAACACAAAUAUCCGAAACCAUUCCCUUGUAAGUACCCCAACUAGUAGUCCAAGACUUUGACUUAAAUCGAGCACAGUUGAUGACCUUGAAUUACUGUAUAAGGGCUCCUUCACACGAAACCACUCGGCAGCACUACUUAGCAGGGCGUCAGUGGCGCUGCGAAUAUUUUUAAUAGCGCGUCAGUGGCGCUGCUAACGUGCAACAGUAGUUUUGUGAAUACGAGAACAUACUAUCUCACAGUACAGAAAACAGUCUCAAAGCAGCACUGAUGGCUAGAAGAACUUAGUGUUCUACUUCAAAAUAUCUAAUAUUUUUAGUUUGUUUUUGUUUUAUUUGAUUUUAUAUUGUCACAUAAAAUUAAACAAGUAUGUUAAUUUUGUUUUAUGUUAUUUUAUUUUCAUUUCAUAUAUUGUUAAUUUUAAUUUAUAAUUUUAUUUUGCUGAGCGUCAUAUGCAUAAAUAAAAUCGCAUAUGUUUUACAGAUUGAAAGAACGUCACUGCAUUAUGCAAUGUCUGUAGAUCAAGUGGAAGCAAUGAGUACAAUUUUAAUAGGAUGUGGUGCUAAGCGUGUAGUCAAAGACUUGGUAAAUAUUAAAUACGUUGUAAAUUUUCAAUAUCACAAGCGGUCAAAUAAGUUAAAAAUGCAUAAUAAUAUUGUGCUUGAAAUCUAUUUAAAAAAUACUAUUGUACGUGUACUUAAUAUAUUAAUAGUAUAUUUGAUUCUAUUCUCGGCAUCUUGUGGAAAUUAAUAAUUGAAUAACUAGGUUUUCUGGUGCUUAUUAAUAUUAUAAUUUGUUAUUUUAAGUUUUAAACAAAUAUUUAAUGAUAAUGGGUUCUUAUAAGUAUGCCAUUUUAUUGAAAUAAUUUAUGAUUGUACGAUUUUACUUUACUAGAAAUAAGUAUAAAUACAUUUUUCUUUUUUUACAGAAAGGCAGACAACCUAGCUAUUAUUUCAUGAAUAAGUUUGAUAUUCGAAAACUGUUGGACGAAGAGGAAGAAUUAAGGAUUUAG